GACACUGAAGUGUAUAAAGCCUCCACUAAGGAUGACAUCACCAAGUGGCAGAACGCUCUUCGUGCUCACGGCACCACCGAUUGGCUGAUUGUGGUGGUGGAGAGCGAAUCCAAGAAAAAGAACAAAACCAACAUCUUACCGCGAACCUCAAUCGCCGACAAAAUCCGGAGCGACUUCUGCAACAAGCAAAGCGACAGGUGCAUGGUGCUGGUGGACCCUCUGAAGGAAACGUCCCGCUCCCAGGAGUCCUGGUCCCUCUUCCUGUCUAAGCUGCGGACUUUGCUUCUCACUUCCUUCACCCGUAACCUGGGACACUUUGAAGACGACAUGAGAACGCUGCGAGAGAAGAGGACGGAGCCCGGCUGGAGCUUCUGCGACUACUUCAUGGUGCAGGAGGAGUUGGCCUUUGUCUUUGAGAUGUUGCAGCAGUUUGAAGACGCUUUGGUCCAGUAUGAUGAGCUGGACGCCCUCUUCUCCCAGUAUGUGCUGAACUUUGGCGCAGGCGAUGGGGCCAAUUGGCUGAGUUCCUUCUGUCAGCCGGUGCAGAGCUGGGAUGGUCUCACCUUACGGAAGCCGAUUGACAUGGAGAAACGAGACCUGAUCCAGCGCCGUCGAGCCAACCUGCUGGAGCUGCGCAGCUACCUGUUCUCCCGACAGUGCACCCUGCUCCUCUUCCUGCAGAGACCCUGGGAGGUGGCGGGACGGGCCCUGGAGCUGCUUCAUAACUGUGUGCAGGAGCUGCGACUGCUGGAGGUGUCCGUCCCCCCGGGGGCCCUGGACUGUUGGGUGUUCCUGAGCUGCCUGGAAGUUCUGCAGAGGAUUGAAGGCUGCUGUGAGAGGGCGCAGAUCGAGGCCAAUGUCUCCCACAUGGUGGGGCUGUGGAGCUAUGCCACCGAGAAGCUGCAGGCCCUGGGAUCCCUGUGUGGUCUGGUGUCGGAGUCCGGCCCUUGCUCGGAGGACCUGCAGAGGACGGUGGACCUACUGGCGGGUUUAGGAGCAGAGAGGCCAGAGACGGCGAACACGGCUCAGAGUCCAUACAAGAAGCUGCAGGAGGCGCUGUCCUCAGAGGACUCCUUUGAAAAGCAUUACCUGGACCUGGCACACGCCACUAUAGACAUGUACAGCAGCAUCGGGAGGAGCCGAUCCGCCAAACUGCUGGGGAAGAACCUGGCCGACUUCUACAUGAAGAAGUCUCAGCCACAGAAGGCAGAACCCUAUUUACAAGCAGCACUCCGCAUGUACCAGAUGGAGGGGUGGGCGCUGCCCCUCACCCACACCCGUAGACAGCUGGCAGAAUGUCAGAAGCUGCUGGGGCAGACCGAGCC
Molecule: messenger RNA, 1325 nt
Organism: Hyla sarda
Lineage: Eukaryota; Metazoa; Chordata; Amphibia; Anura; Hylidae
Gene: TRAPPC10
Product: trafficking protein particle complex subunit 10
Biological process (GO): intra-Golgi vesicle-mediated transport; early endosome to Golgi transport
Cellular component (GO): TRAPPII protein complex
Molecular function (GO): protein binding
Source: RefSeq, a predicted model, not a curated record